This is a messenger RNA of Malaclemys terrapin pileata, 1407 nucleotides long. It is a transcript of the gene DIABLO, whose product is annotated as diablo IAP-binding mitochondrial protein. Gene Ontology annotation, biological process: intrinsic apoptotic signaling pathway in response to oxidative stress; neuron apoptotic process. Gene Ontology annotation, cellular component: mitochondrion. The record is from RefSeq and is a predicted model, not a curated record. The transcript is spliced from 6 exons. The coding region runs from base 39 to 767 and encodes 242 amino acids. Lineage: Eukaryota; Metazoa; Chordata; Testudines; Emydidae.
CUUCCGGCGCGCCGCCGCCCUGCUCUAGUCCCGAGGAGAUGGCGGCCGCUGUGCGUAGCCGGUGGUUCCGGUGCUGCUCCGCCCUGCUCAGACAACGUUUUCCUGUUCUGGCUAAUGCUAGGAGACGCUGUUUCUCAGGACUGAGUGGCCCAUGGAACAAAAUGGUGGGAGUGGGUUUUGGAGUAGCCCUGUGUGCAGUCCCUAUUGUACAGAAACAUGAGCCCACUUCUCUCAGCCAUGAAGCCUUGAUUAGAAGGGCAAUUUCUCUGGUAACAGACAGUACUUGUACUCUUCUCUCUCAAACAACAUAUGCAUUAAUUGAAGCAUUAACAGAGUAUACAAAGGCAGUUUACACACUGGUCUCUCUCUACCGGCAAUAUACAAAUCUUCUUGGGAAAAUGAAUUCCAAAGAGGAGGAUGCAGUAUGGCAGGUGAUCAUAGGAGCAAGAGUUGAGAUGACUACAAAGCAGCAAGAAUUCCUGAAGUUAGAAUCCAGUUGGAUGACUGCUUUACAUCUUUCAGAGAUGGCAGCAGAAGCUGCAUAUCAAUCAGGUGCAGAUCAAGCUUCAGUGACAGCUCGCAACCAUAUUCAGCUGGUGAAAACACAGGUGCAAGAGGUACGACAGCUGUCACAGAAAGCAGAGACCAAGUUAGCUGAAGCUCAGACAGAAGAGCUCAUUAACACAAAAGUUGAGGAAUCGUCACAGCCAUGCAGUAUCCCAAAAACCACAGAGGAAGUUGAAGAGUCUUAUCUUCGCGAAGACUGAAAAAAAAACUUCCAAAUAUCACCUGUGGAGUAUCUGAUAGCAUACCACUAAUUCCAGGGCCCUGAGUUUCCCACAUCAUUAAGAAAAUAGAUGUUGGAUAAGGAAAAGGCAUUGAAGACAGGCAUGCUAUCUGUUGAUAAUUGGUGGCAGUGGGCAAUAAUUUUCUCCCCCACAGAUUUGCUAUACCUUAGCCACCAGCCAGAUUCAGGUGUUUGAAACUUCUUUAUUUUUUAAAUUACCAUUAUUAUAAUAUGCAUUGUUAGUAAAUUUUUAUUUAAGUGUACAACUAUGCAAAUGUGAAAUUAGCUGUUAAAGAUACUUUGUUGAUGAGUGUUUGGGUCUGCUGCCAUGAGGGUCUAAUUCAGAUGAUUUAAUACUAAACCCUUGGAAAUUCCCAAUGUCUAAAACUAAUUGUAGAUUGCAACCAAAGAGGGACAUUUAAAAAUAAUUAUUUCUAGUCUAUGAAGCAAGUUAAUCUUAGUGGGUAUUAUAUCUCUAGUCGAACAACAGAAUUACAUUUCAUUGUCAGAAAGUCAGUUUGGUUAACAAUGUUGAUUUUUUUAGUGCUGUUUUCUAAUUAUUUUGACUGUGACAAUUCAUAAUGGAUAUCUCAUUGUUUAAUAAAACGCAAACUACUGUA